UCCGGGGAGAGCGGAUACAGGGAAUGCGGGGUCCGGGGAGAGCGGAUACAGGGAAUGCGGGGUCCGGGGAGAGCGGAUACAGGGAAUGCGGGGUCCGGGGAGAGCGGAUACAGGGAAUGCGGGGUCCGGGGAGAGCGGAUACAGGGAAUGCGGGGUCCGGGGAGCGGAUACAGGGAAUGCGGGGUCCGGGGAGAGCGGAUACAGGGAAUGCGGGGUCCGGGGAGAGCGGAUACAGUGAAUGCGGGGUCCGGGGGAGAGCGGAUACAGGGAAUGCGGGGUCCGGGGAGAGCGGAUACAGUGCGGGGUCCGGGGAGAGCGGAUACAGUGAAUGCGGGGUCCGGGGAGAGCGGAUACAGUGAAUGCGGGGUCCGGGGAGGGGAGAGCGGAUACAGUGAAUGCGGGGUCCGGGGGAGAGCGGAUACAGUGAAUGCGGGGUCCGGGGAGACCGGAUAUAGUGAAUGCGGGGUCCGGGGAGACCAGAUAUAGUGAAUGCAGGGUCCGGGGUUAACAGUUUUACUGCUGUGCAAUAUCACAAAAUAUAUAUAUA
Staurois parvus is the source of this 547-nucleotide messenger RNA. NCBI's taxonomy places the organism in Eukaryota, Metazoa, Chordata, Amphibia, Anura, Ranidae. The record is from the annotation of a GenBank genome assembly.